AGGUCAUCAAAGCGACACAGCGACACAUGCUAUUCUCAAAUUUUCCUUAACUUCGAUCUAGCAACGACAUAUUUUUCGAUUCGACCCCCCGGACCACUCUUUCCCCGGAACACAUAUUACGUGAAGACACCCAAGCACACGUACACUGCGUUCUUAAUCUUCCGGUUCAGCUCAAUUUUAUCCUGUCCGAUCCACCGCGGGGUAUCAAUUCUGAAGUUCGUCGAUUCAACUGAGGAGACGAUUCCUCCAGCGCAAAGUGGCACUCAACCUCCGCUGCCGACACGACACUAUUUCUCUGGGACGCCUCUCGUAUCGCCGGGGACCUACUUUUCCUUUCUCGUGGUGCAGCAAUCAAGAUGGCACCGGUACUAUGCGCAAAGUGCAAGACCGAGCGCGCGCUCGUGAAGCGGCCCAAGAACCACCAGAAACUUUGCAAGGCUUGUUUUAUCUCAGUAUUUGAGGAAGAAGUACAUCACACUAUUGUCUCUUCCUCACUAUUUUCUCGUGGAGAGCAGGUGGCUAUCGGGGCUUCGGGUGGCAAAGACUCGACCGUUUUAGCAAGUGUUCUCAAAACCCUAAACGACAGGUAUGACUACGGCUUGAAUCUUGUACUCCUCAGCAUCGAUGAGGGAAUCAAGGGUUAUAGAGACGAUUCGCUAGAAACCGUCAAGAGAAAUGCCGUGCAGUACGACAUGCCCCUUACUAUAGUAGGGUACGACGAGUUGUACGGCUGGACGAUGGACCAGGUUGUCGAAGUGAUUGGAAAGAAGGGCAACUGCACAUAUUGUGGUGUGUUCCGCCGACAGGCACUGGAUCGAGGCGCCAGGAUUUUGAACAUUAAACAUGUUGUCACCGGCCACAACGCAGAUGAUGUUGCUGAAACCAUCCUCAUGAACCUCUUGAGAGGCGAUUUGCCACGGCUAGGUCGCAGCACAAGUAUCGUCACUGGCGACGACACUAGCGAUGUCAAGCGCAGCAAGCCCCUCAAGUAUUCUUACGAGAAGGAAAUCGUGCUAUAUGCUCAUCAUAAGAAGCUCGACUACUUCAGUACCGAAUGCAUCUACAGCCCCGAAGCUUUCCGCGGCACUGCUCGCACCCUGAUCAAGAAUCUCGAGCGGGUGCGGCCAAGUGCUAUAUUGGAUAUAGUCCGCAGCGGUGAGGAUAUGGCUCGGCUGGUUGCGGGAGGAUCAGGCAGCUCUUGCGCCUGCAAAGGAAGUGCUCCCCGUGUCGCUGAGGAUGACUUCAUUGCUGGCUGCGGCUCGCAGCAAAGCAAAGGCCUUGCGACCGAAAUUGCUCAACUGGAUGCAAGCUUGAGCCAGACAACUCUGACCAAAUCUCAGGAGACAGACUUCACAACUGCUCCUUCACCUUCACUAAAGAUUGGAAAGAAGAUUCAGAAUUCGCCUGAGACGCCCAGACCGAGACAUGGCCAAGCACAGGCAACUACAAGUGCUCCAUUACAGACAUUGGGCAAGUGUGAAAAAUGCGGCUACAUGUCUAGUCAAGCCAUCUGUCAAGCCUGUCUGUUGGUGGAUGGGUUGAACAAGAAUAAAGCGCAGAUUAGCUUAUAG
Molecule: messenger RNA, 1571 nt
Organism: Colletotrichum scovillei
Lineage: Eukaryota; Fungi; Ascomycota; Sordariomycetes; Glomerellales; Glomerellaceae
Product: PP-loop family protein
Exons: 1
Coding region: 357-1571 (404 amino acids)
Biological process (GO): tRNA wobble position uridine thiolation
Cellular component (GO): mitochondrion; cytosolic tRNA wobble base thiouridylase complex
Molecular function (GO): tRNA binding
Source: RefSeq, a predicted model, not a curated record